Molecule: messenger RNA, 7681 nt
Organism: Nerophis ophidion (straightnose pipefish)
Lineage: Eukaryota; Metazoa; Chordata; Actinopteri; Syngnathiformes; Syngnathidae
Product: RNA-binding motif, single-stranded-interacting protein 3-like
Exons: 14
Coding region: 1058-2323 (421 amino acids)
Cellular component (GO): nucleus; ribonucleoprotein complex; cytosol
Molecular function (GO): poly(U) RNA binding; mRNA 3'-UTR binding; poly(A) binding
Source: RefSeq, a predicted model, not a curated record
GGAGCAGACGGCAGCGGCCACACAAACACACUCCUCUCCCAGUAACACACACAUCACACACACACACACACACACACACAGACAGUGACGGCUGCCAGACGCAGUGGGAAGCAAGCAGUCAGAGAAUAAAGCGAGUGAUCGCAGAGGGGAAGAGAAGAAAAGAGAGUUGGAGGAGGCACCUUGUGGCUCAGAAGGGAUUCUCCUCAGUGUGAGUGUUCGUCUGGAUCAGCCUGCUUCUUCCUGAGUGAGAGGAGUUGUUACCCCAAGCUUUUUUUUUCUUCUUUUGCUCAUCUUCCACUCCGGACUCCAUUUACCUAUCUAUUCCAGGAGCUUAACAAAAGAGGGAGUGAGGGGGAAAAAAAACAACAACAACAAAAAACAGUCACAGCUUCAGCUCCAGACCACCCUCCAUCCUCCUCCUCAUCCUGCUCCACAUCCAUGUGUGAGUUUACCAUCGCCUUCGGAGGAUAGGACACAGCAGAGAGCGUGUGUGUUCUCCCGGAUACGACAGAGCGAUCGGGGUCUUGUGCGGCUGGGAAAAAGAAGUGGAAACAGACCCACUGGGAAAAGGAGGAAUUUGACGAGGAGCGACAGGAGAACUGAGGGCAAACUGCGGGCAUGUGGGCUUUUUAGACUGUGAGGAACCGGCAACUAGAUCCCGUCCAUUCCUCCCUCCUCCUCAUCACUCUCUUCCCCUUGCCCCCUCCUUUACACUCUUUCUGUCCGGCUGUCCAAUCUCUCCUAUUGUUUCCUGUAUUGCCUCUCACAUCUUUCUUUUUUUUUCUCCCUCUGUUGCCCCUCGAUUUAAACCCCCCUUUUUUUAUGUCGCCACUCCGGAUUCUGUCUGUCUCUUAAUACCAACAGGAAAGACUUCCCGCUCCCACUUGAGCUCCCCGGCAAGUAUACGGACUGAAAUUCCCAGUGUGUUUUCUCCCUGCAUCCUCGCCUAAAAGGAUCCAGGCGACGACCUCGGAGAGAUCGUACCCAAACCCCCCACACCCCCCAACUGCGAGCUUCUAUCCCCAGCCUGCAGGACCUCCAGUUGGAUUCCAGCUACAUGGGCAAGCGUUUGGAGCAGCAGCAAAUGUACCCCCAGUACACCUACUACUACCCCCACUACCUCCAGACCAAGCAGUCCUAUGCUCCUCCCCCUCCACCCAUGGCUCCACCCAGCCCCAGCACCACAGGAGGAGGUGGAGGUCAAGGAGGUGGUUUGGUGGAGCAACUAAGUAAGACAAACCUGUACAUCAGAGGCUUGCCGCCCGCUACCACUGACCAAGACCUCAUCAAACUCUGCCAGCCAUACGGAAAAAUUGUUUCUACAAAGGCCAUUCUGGACAAGAACACUAAUCAGUGUAAAGGCUAUGGCUUUGUGGACUUUGACAGCCCUGCAGCUGCCCAGAAAGCCGUGGCUUCUCUCAAAGCCAGUGGAGUCCAGGCACAGAUGGCCAAGCAACAGGAACAGGACCCCACCAACCUGUACAUCUCCAACCUGCCAGUGUCAAUGGAUGAGCAAGAGCUGGAGAACAUGCUGAAGCCUUUUGGUCAUGUUAUUUCUACUCGGAUACUGAGGGACGCCAACGGACUAAGCAGAGGGGUUGGCUUUGCCAGGAUGGAGUCUACAGAAAAGUGUGACGUGGUCAUUCAAAAUUUCAAUGGCAAAUUCUUGAAAACUCCUCCAGGCAUGGCAGCCCCCGCAGAGCCGCUGCUAUGCAAGUUUGCUGACGGAGGCCAGAAAAAAAGACAGACCCAGGUCAAAUAUCCCCAGAACGGCCGACCAUGGACGCGGGAUGGAGAGAGUGGUAUGGCGCUGGCGUAUGAUCCCACUUCAAUGCAAAAUGGGUUCUAUUCAUCACCUUACAGCAUCUCCACCAAUCGGAUGAUUGCCCAGACGUCAAUCACACCCUUCAUUGCUGCCUCUCCUGUUUCCACAUAUCAGGUCCAGAGUACAUCUUGGAUGCCACAUCAACAGUAUGUUAUGCAACCUACAGGUGCUGUGAUUGCCCCGUCUGCAGCUAUAGAGCCCAGCUUGUCACUUCAUCCCUCUGGUGUCAUGGCGCCUCUCACCCAACAGAUGAACCACCUGUCCUUGGGCGCUACAGGCACUUACAUGCCUGCUGCAGCAGCUGCUCCUAUGCAAGGAACCUACAUUCCCCAGUACACUGCAGUGCCUGCUUCUGCCAUCACAGUGGAAGGUGUGGUGACAGACUCUUCUCCACAGACAGCUGCCCCUUCCUUGCAGGACACCAGUGGGCAGCAGUCUUUAUCAGUGGAAAACACAGGGGAGCAUGGCACUGCCUACUCUUACCAGCAGACGAAGUAACCAGAUAGGUCAUGGCUGUGUUGCCUUGAUGAGGACUGCACUGACAGAGACAGAAACAAACCUGGAUAAUGUAAGGUCACAUGAACAUCUCGGAAGGAGUGAAUUCUCCAGAUUAAAACGGAGGGGGAAAAAUAACUUUGUUUUUUUAACAAAAAAAAAAAAGCCCUUGUUGAAUGGAGAAAAGGACACAAGAGACCAUCUGUUGAGCUUAGGACAAUGAUACCAAAUGCAGUCUGUAUCUUUUGAGAUAACUUCUGCAAGUGGGACUGGGCUUCGCCUCCAAAGGAGUAAAAAAAAAAGGUGAGACAAAGACUGAAACAUCAACCAACAAGCUGUACAGAAGAAAAAUAACCUCUGAAUGUGCAGGUAGAUUUUCAGACUUUUGUAUGAAAAAAAGGAAUUAAAGACAAACUAAAUUGUCUUCCUUUGAUAUUAUCAUUUUCAUCUUUAUCAUUUGAGUAGUUUUCUAGGAGAUCAACGUUUUCGUAACUCUUUCUUGCCUUAAUUUUUCUCAAAGUGUGGGAAACGAUUUUCAUUGUGCUGACCUAUCGAAAAAGGGAGUAAAUGAGUAAGUUUGGGAGGAACCGCACGGAUGAAACUGUACAGGAUUGCUUUCAAAAGGUAUUUGUUUGCAGAUGAUUGUAAUGAUUGGCGUGGCGCCGCUCAGCUCUUUAACGUGGGAAGGAUCAUUCCCACUGCUUACUGGCUGAAAACUCAGUUUGGUUUCUUCAUUGUAUUUAUAUUUUCGAUUAACUUUGAAAAAAAAAAAAAAUGUAAAACAGUUUCGUCUGCUUUACUUGUCUCAGUGCAAAUAGAACAGCUGUAAGGAGAAACGUUUAUGGCUUCUGACUCAAAAGCAGAAACAAUUUUGAAAUGCGCAAAAGCAAUAGUUUUAGUCUUUUGUAAAUCCGUAAAAGGCAGCCUGAAGGUGACAUAUUUUAUACCAAAGAUGAGGAAAAUAGCUAGAAAAGAUUUCUUCCUUUUGUUUUUUUCUUGAUUCUUUUACCACUGAAACUGAUUUUGUUGUUGCUCAUGGUCUACUGUACAAGAUCAUAUUUUGCUUUAAAAAGAUGCUUUUUAUUAAACGCAAUGGGAAAAAAAAAUAUUUUACCAACUAAUAAGCUGUUAAAAGUUUGUUCAUUAGAAGGUUUUUAUCUUAUAGAAUAAUGAUGGCAAAUGUACACACACACCAAAUGUGUGACGUAUGCAUCGGUUGAAUUAAAACAGCUGGACUUUUCUAGAUAGUUGAAGAUCUGUCACCUUUCAUCCAAAGGCUUUUUCACCCUAACAUGUCCACACAACAAAAUGUUUAGGUAGAAACGCUGGAGUUUUAACCUUUUAUGGAGUGGGAACGUCUGAUAUUGUGUGGACAGGCAAACUGCUACUUUUUAAUAACAAUGGCAUUGCCACGCUAUCAUGUGACCAUUAAAAAUGGAGGAGACAGCUGCCAACAACAACAACAAUGGUAAAGAACAACGCUGUGUUUGUGUUGUACUGUAGUUGCUCAGUAGUACAACCUUAUCCACAUCUGUCAACUACCAUACACAAUUUUCUAAGUACUUCCACAAUUUCAGGCUAAGGACCACAAGAAAUAGACUUCCUUUAUUGUCAUUCAAAUUUGAACUUUACAGUACAGAUAAGAAUUACAUUUUGUUGCAUUAGCUCGUUGUUGUGCAGGAUAAAAGAGCAAUAAGGUGCAAAUAUAAAUAGAUUUACUGUACAGAUAAAUAUAUUGCACUUUUGCAUAUUGUGAACGCGUCUGGAGCCGUUGGGUCGUUCUUGAUUGGAGAGAGCACAGCCAGGAGGGUGCCGAGUACAGGGUUUUUAUUUUUUUCCACUUCACAAUCGAUAUUUUUCACUGUUUUGCUUUUCAGCAAUUAGAAGCCUGCCGCUCCUUUCGUCCGCGUCUCUGCCUCGCGUCUGUUCCCCAACACCUUCUCAUGGUCCCCCGCGCCCCUGAUAAAGAGACAGGUGAUUAGACGACUCGUUCCAGCUGAGAAAUUUCCUCACCUGUCAUCGCUUCACAGCCGGCUCCUGUGCACGCCUCGCCCGCAGGGGAAGCGUCGACCACGCCCCUCUACAUGCCUUCACCGCCAGUUUAAGGCCGGGCACCCGUCCGGCCGCGACCACUCCCCCCCCGCCCCCGUAUAGGGGCGAGAGAGGUAGUCGGCCACGGCCAUCUGCGUACCCGGCCGGUGGACCACCCGGAAGUUGUAGGGUUGCAACGCUAGGUACCACCGGGUGAUCCGUGCGUUGGCAUCUUUCAUGCGGUGGAGCCACUGGAGCGGCUUGUGGUCCGAGCAGAGGCUGAAGGGGCGCCCCAACAGGUAAUACCGGAGGGCCCCGACCGCCCAUCGGACCGCGAGGCACUCUCUCUCCACCGUACUGUAUCUCGCCUCCCGGUCCGAGAGCUUCCGGCUGAUGUAUAGGAUGGGGCGGUCGACACCCCCCACCUGCUGCGACAACACCGCCCCCCGCCCCCGCUCCGACGCAUCCGCCUGCAGGCAGAAAGGGAUGGAGAAGUUAGGCAUGCACAGUACCGGCUCCUCGCAGAGUGCAGAUUUUACCUGUUCGAACACCUGCUGGCACUGCUCCGUCCACUGGACCAGUUCUGGCGCACCCUUCCGGGUGAGGUCGGUCAGGGGGAUGGUCAAGUCCACGAACCGGGGAAUGAACCGGCGGUAGUACCCGGCCAUGCCCAAAAACCGCCUCACCUCCUUUUUCGUCUUGGGGAGUGGGCAUGCCGCGAUCGCCAUCGUUUUGUCAACCUGCGGUCGCACUUGCCCCCCCUCCCUAAAUGGUACCCCAGAUACUGUACCUCCCCCCGACCAACCGCACACUUCCCGUGGUUGGCGGUGAGCCCCGCCCGCCUCAAGGAUUCAAGCACCGCCCCCACCCGCUGCAGAUGUUCCUCCCAGCUGUCACCCUGGAUGAUGACAUGAUCCAGGUAUGCAGCUGCGUAGGCCGCGUGGGGUCGCAGCACCCGGUCCAUGAGGCCUGGAACGUCGCGGGCGCACCGAACAAUCCAAAUGGGAGUGUCACGAAUUAGUAUAAGCCUUCUGGAGUGGAGAAGGCCGUUUUUUCCCGGAACUCUGGCGAUAAGGGAAUCUGCCAGUAGCCCUUGGUUAAAUCCAGUGUGGAAAAAAAAACGCGCAGUGCCUAGCCGAUCCAGGAGCUCGUCGACCCGAGGCAUUGGUCGAAACGUGACACCUCAUUCACCUCGCGGUAAUCCACACAGAACCGUAUAGACCCAUCCUUCUUCCCCACUAGAACGAUGGGACUACACCAUGCACUGUGGGACUCUUCUAUUACUCCCAACUCUAGCAUGGUUUUUAAUUCUUCUCGGACCAUUUUGGGCUUGUGCUCGGGAAGCCUAUAGGGACGAGACCGCACCGUAAUCCCCGGGCUGGUCUCAAUGCGAUGGCAGAUGAGGUCCGUGCGGCCGGGCCGCGCGGAGAACACAUCUGAAAAGCGACGCUAUAAUUCAGCAACCUCCGCUCUUUGAGCCAAUUUGAGCUGGUCAUCACAAGGAAGGGGAGGGGGAGAGGCGGAGCGCGGGACCUCCGGCCCCAGCUCCUCCUCCUCCUUCACUACCGUCACCAUGGAGACAGGCUCGGCCUCCCUCCAUGCCUUCAGCAGGUUCACGUGGUAAAUUUGCAUUUCCCCGCGCCGGACCUCGUAAUCUACAUCGCUAGUCUGCCGUGUGACCACAAAGGGCCCUUGCCACUUGGCCAGUAAUUUAGAGCUGGAGGUUGGGAGUAGUACAAGUACUUUUUCUCCCGGUAAAAAUGUUCUCAGCUGGGUUCCCGAUUAUACGUGCGCUGUUGUCGUUGGGCGCGGAGCAAAUUUCCCCGUGAUAAGUGCGCCAUCUUGUGAAGUUUUGCUCGCAUGUCCAACACGUAUUUAAUCUCAUUCUUACUGCGGCUGGAUCCUUCCUCCCAGCUUUCUUUAAUAAAGUCCAGCACGCCACGCGGCCUUCUGCCGUAAAGUAACUCAAAGGGCGUAAAACCGAGGGAGGUCUGGGGUGCCUCCCGCAUCGCAAACAUCAAGGGAUCCAGCCAUUUGUCCCAAUUAGGUUUGUCCUCGUAUAUGAAUUCACAGAUCAUGGUUUUCAGUGUUGUAUUUAAUCUUUCCACCAGGCCAUCUGUUUGUGGAUGGUAAACGCUGGUCCGGAUAGAUUUAAUUCCCAGUAAUCCGUAUAAUUCCUUUAUCGUUCGCGACAUAAAGGACGUGCCCUGGUCAGUAAGGAUUUCUUUCGGAAUCCCUACCCGGGUGAUGACCAAAAACAGUGCUUGUGCUACACUCUUUGCCGAGAUGGAGCGCAGCGGCACCGCUUCGGGAUAUCGGGUUGCGUAAUCCACUAGGACUAACACAAAUCGAUAUCCCCGUGUGCUCGGGUAAAAUGGUCCGAUGAGGUCCAUUCCGAUUCUAUCGAAUGGGACCUCUAUGAGCGGUAAUGGCCGCAACGAGGCUUUUGGGAUGGCCGCCGGGUUCACCAGCUGGCAGUCCGGGCAGGCAGCACACCAUCGGCGAAUGUCCGCCCGGAUGCCUGGCCAAUAGACCAAUGACCCGAUUAAGUGUUUUUUUGUACAACAUGUGGCCCGCGAGGUGAUUGCAAUGCCCCGCCUGGAAAACCAUUUCCCGCCGGGGUUUUGGCACCAACAAUUGGGUGUAUUCUUCGCCUGUUUGAGUGUCACGGGUCACUCGGUAUAGCCUAUCUCUUACAAUGGAAAAGUGGGGAAAUACCCGUGUUUUCCCCGGGCGCACCAGCUGACCGUCGAUGUAAUCCACUUGGUCCCACGCCGCGCGCAGAGUUUCAUCGCGGGACUGUUCGAGGGGAAAGUCCUCCGUGGGUCUCCACUGGGGGUCCGGGGGAGCCUCCCGCAAAGCCCCCGCCGGUUCUCGCUCGGCAGCGCCGCUCGAACCCGCGUCGCCACUGAGUACUGCGCGGAUACUUCCCUGUCCUACAGCCCGUGAACGCCUCCCCAUACAUUGUUCCAUUAGUUGGCUAAACCCCGGCCAAUUUGUCCCUAAAAUCAGGGGGUGCGUAAGUUGCGCGCUUACGGCAACCUUUACGGUAUGUUUUUGGCCCUUAUGCCAGAUUUCCAUAGGCACAAUAGGGUAAGUGUGCACAUCCCCAUGUAUACACCUUAUCCUCCCUUGUGUCGCGUGCCUCAACGCCCCGGGUCGAACCAGGUUCUGGUGGUUCAUGCACUGUUUGCAGCCCGAAUCCACCAUAGCCCGGUGUGUACUCCCUUGUACCCUUACCGGGACGCAAUACGUCUCCCCUGGAUCGGGGGAGGCUGCUGGAGACCCGGCAACCCGUAUCACCUGGUCCACCUGAGGCGGGACCCCAAG